Molecule: messenger RNA, 1140 nt
Organism: Uncinocarpus reesii 1704
Lineage: Eukaryota; Fungi; Ascomycota; Eurotiomycetes; Onygenales; Onygenaceae
Exons: 4
Coding region: 1-1140 (379 amino acids)
Biological process (GO): protein phosphorylation
Molecular function (GO): protein kinase activity; ATP binding
Source: RefSeq, a predicted model, not a curated record
AUGUCUACCCAUUUAAACAGGAGUCAGAUGGACCAGCCCCUCUAUAUUUCUACCGUUGACGCUGAGCCACUUCAUCGCUAUCGACAAGGUGGUUACCACCCAGUCACUUUGGGGGAGUCCUUGAAAGCUGGAAGGGAAGAGACGUACGUUGCUGUCAAAAUUUCUGUUGCAGAAACUGAAUAUGACGGGGACACACGAGAACUCCAAACUAUGAAAGUGUUGGCAUCUCAUCACCCUCACCCGAAACAUACAGUGCACAUGCUCGAUGACUUCGAUAUAAAGGGCCCAAAUGGAUCUCAUAAAUGCCUAGUUUAUGAGCUUCUAGGGCCCAAUGUUCCAGACGCAAUUGAUGCGCACUUUCCAGAUGGGAGACUUCCUGGAAAGCUCGCCAAAGUCAUUGCAAAGCAAUGUUUGAUCGGGCUCGAUAGUUUGCACCAACAAAAGAUUGGACAUGGAGAUCUGCAUACCCGCAAUUUGGCCUUCUCUAUGCCUUACAUAGACGAUUUGACAGAAGAAAGGUUUACUGAGAUGUUAGGAAAACCGGAAAUUGGCUAUGUCAAGAGACGCGACGGGAAAUGCCUGGAACCUGGAAUGCCCGAAUAUAUUGUGAAGCCUACCUCAUAUCGGACGCUUUCUCGGAAUCUGGUUCAGACUGUCAAAAUAAUCGACUUCGGAGAGUCAUUUUUGCGCACUGCUGUUCCUGAAACACUACAUACACCUUUAUCUCUUCGGGCACCGGAAGUUAUAUUUCAAGAUCGCAUUGAUUAUCGUGUCGAUUUGUGGAGCAUGGGCUGCAUGCUCUUUGAACUGUUCGUGGGCCAACCACCUUUCGACACCUUCUUGAUAACGCCCACAAUUCUUGUUGGCCAAAUGCGAGAGACGACAACUGAUGAUCUACCUGAAAGAUGGCAAGAGAAAUGGAAUACGAUGAACGCAGGGGACGGCAUGACCACAGAAAGCUCUGGUUCGAACUUGCAGGAAUGGCUGGAAGAAGUAUACUUUGAUAGCCCGCUGAGCCCCGAUCUCACACGAGAGGACAUAGUGAGGCUGGGACAAAUCGUUGGAAGGUUAUUGCAUUUCGAGCCGUCUGCAAGAGCGUCAGCGAGACAAGUUCUUAAUGACCCUUGGUUUAAUGAAUGA